Rhizophagus irregularis DAOM 181602=DAOM 197198 is the source of this 504-nucleotide messenger RNA. NCBI's taxonomy places the organism in Eukaryota, Fungi, Glomeromycota, Glomeromycetes, Glomerales, Glomeraceae. The record is from RefSeq and is a predicted model, not a curated record.
AUGAAAGUGAUGGAAAUGAUGGAAAUGGAAUUGAUGGAAAUCGAAAAAAUGAUAGAAAUCGAAAAAACUGAUACUACACCUUCAGCUUUGAUGACAGAAUUAAAAAAAAUUUAUGAUGAUUUGCCCAUAAGAGCGCGUGUGUUCUGUGAUACUCUUGCCACCAAUGAAGCAAAAGCAGCUUAUCUUGUAACUGAAGCCACAUCUCUAAAAACUGAAGCUACAUCUACAGGAACUGAUGCUACACCUUCAGCUCUGAUGACAGAAUUAAAAAAAGAUUCACAAGAGCGCGUGUGUUUUGUGAUACUCUUGCCACCAAAUGAAGCAAAAGCAGCUUAUCUUGUGUCAUCGAUUAAAGAUGACAGAAAAAAUAUACCGCAGAAAAGGACCAUCCUGAUUAUCGUCAUUAAUUCAUUAACAAGUGACUCCAAUAAUAAAAAUAAUGAAAUGACUUCAUAUCUGCUGAGUGUGUUUAUUGAACAAGUUAUUGCCAAAAUAAUGGAUUGA